AUGUCAGGAGAUGGGCUUGUAUUUGAGGUGAUCAAUGGUCUUAUGUCACGUCCUGAUUGGCGGAAGGCUCUGAAAAUUCCUAUUGGUUGCAUUCCGCAGGUUCUGGAAAUGCUCUCUGCUAUGCAAAACAAAUGCAUGUAUUCCUUCCUUUCUGUCACUUGGGGAAUCAUUGCAGACGUUGACUACGAGAGUGAAAAAUACCGUCGUAGCCUUGGCUCCAAACGCUUCUUGGUACUUUUCGCACAACGAAUCUUUGAUCUUCGUUCCUAUCGAGGUCGCCUUUCAUUCCUUCCAAUAAUUGCCUUUCCAGACAAUUCCAGUGGUGAGGAUGCCAAAGUUCGUAAACUCUCUCGAUUAGUGUUGGACAGUAACCCAGGUAGCUGUGAAAACAGCCUCAGUGGUAGUGAGUGCCAGUUGGACGGAAUGGACGAUUGUAACUGGCCCUCGGGAAAUGGUCUUCCAAAACGGUCUUACACUUUGCCAGAAGGAUUUAAUCUUCAAGAUAAAAAUGAAGACCUUGAUAAUUUGCCUCGAAAUUCUCGUCACCACUCUGAAAACGACCUCUCCAUGGCACUUGACCAUUCAAGUCAUCGAAACCUCAGUUUUAACUCCUGUCAUGACGUUUCCAAUAGCAGCUACUUGAUUCGCAAUGGAAACACAGUGUCCACGUCUGAACCUUUUCAGGAGACAUCCACCACUCGCCAUAGCAAUAGUUGCCAUACUGCUCAAGAGUGUGUCCAUCUAAAGAGCCAGCAGAUGGUCACUGCCGAUAAUGUGAUAAUCAGAGAAGAAACGAUGACUGUCCGAAAAGGAGAGUUUGUACCGACUCCUCUCUUGCCGCCUCUUGAUGAGGAUGUACCUUCAAAAUGGGUUGUGAUUGAAGACAGUUUUAUUUCCAUGUCAGCCUCCUACCAGACGCACCUUGGCGCAGAUUUUCUCUCUGCACCUGACAGCAGAUUUAACGAUGGAAUAAUCCAUCUGCAUUUCAUCCGGGCAGGUGUUUCUCGGAAUAGUCUUAUUGGGCUUUUCCGGGCCUUAGAAGAUGGUUCACAUGUGGACUCUCCGUUUGUGGAAUCUUUUUGCCUACAUAGGAAAAUUUUUUACUUCUUUUAUCUUUUUCUUUCUUCUUUCUUUCUUUCUAUUUUCUUUCUUCUUUCUUUCUUUCUAUUUUCUUUCUUCUUUCUUUCUUUCUAUUUUCUUUCUUCUUUCUUUCUUUCUAUUUUCUUUCUUUCUAUUUUCUUUCUUUCCUUCUAUUUUCUUUCCUUCUAUUUUCUUUCUUUUUUCUUUCUUUCUUUCUUCUUUCUUUCUUUCUUCUUUCUUUCUUCUUUCUUUCUUUCUUCUUUCUUUCUUUCUUCUUUCUUUCUAUAA
Molecule: messenger RNA, 1368 nt
Organism: Acanthosepion pharaonis
Lineage: Eukaryota; Metazoa; Mollusca; Cephalopoda; Sepiida; Sepiidae
Source: the annotation of a GenBank genome assembly